AAAAAGUUAGCUUGAUUGUGAUUACGAUGUUUUCCCAUUGUUUAUUCAGAAUGUGUUCAUUUCUUGUUCUGUAUAGCAAUUUAAAAAUUAUUUUAAAUCAUGAAACAGAAGUUUGGUUCCAAUAAUUGCGUCGAGUAUUUUGAUAUGAAACCAUCGACAUCCUUGUGAGCUAAGAAGAAGAUAGGAGUAUUUCUCUAAUGCUUGAAAGUGUUCUCCGUGUUGGAAUUGUUACCUCGCUGCAAAAUUAUUCUUGAAAUGCGAAAAAAUUGUGUGGCCAAAGGAUGUAAAUCUUCGGAAGAAGAUAGCCGGAAUGUUUCGUUAUUUAAGUUCCCGCACCACGACGCGACCCUCCUGGAGCGCUGGGAGCGAGCGGUGGACCGGCCGGGCUGGCGGCCGCGCCCCGAGAGCCAGCUGUGCAGCGACCACUUCGCGGCGGAGAGCUUCGUGCCGGGCCCGGACCGACCCCGCGCCCUGCGCCCGGACGCCGUGCCGCGCCCUGCCCCCGCCGCCCUCCAGGAGACCGAGGUGACGGAUGCAGACUACCAGCAGCUUGUGUCUUACGAUGAGUUGGAGGAGAUGAAUGACGAGGACAUGUUCUCUGAGUCGUCCGGGCUGGAGGAGUACUGCCGGGUGUGUGCGACGCGUGGCUUCGGCAAGCUGUACCCGAUCUUCGGGCGCCAGAGCGAGGAGUGGCGAGUUUUGGAGAAGAUAAGUUCCUGCCUGCCCAUCACGGUGUCGCACACGGACAAGAUCUCGCUGCACAUCUGCGCGGGCUGCCUGCGCAAGCUGGACGCCAGCUACGACCUGGUGGUCACGGCCCUGGACUCGGACGCCUCCUUCCAGGAGCGCUUCCCGCCCGACUGGUGGAACCCGGCCCAGGUGUCCUUCGCCGACUGCGACAGCGACGAGGACGGCAGUGAGCCCGAGCUGUGUCGGGUCAAACAAGAGCUCGUGGCUGUCAAGGAGGAGGAGGAGGAGGAAGACGACAUGGGGGGCAGAGGGGCCGGCUCCGUGCAGAUAGACGGCCCGGCCACGUGCGACAUCUGCCUGCGCACGUUCGACGACAUGGAGGUGUUUGACGAGCACGUGCUGAGCGAACACCGCCCGGGCCAGCGGUGGCCGUGCCCGCUGUGCGACCUGGGCUUCGACGACGCAGGCGCGCUGCUGGCCCACAGGGCGGGCGCCCACGCGGACGAGAUGGCCGCCUGCCGCGCCUGCUCCGUGGGCGUCGGCUUCUGCUGCGAGCCGUGCGACGCCUGGUUCCCCACGGCCGCGGAGACGCGCGACCACUGCCUGGCCCACGGCGCCCUCGGGCCAGGACGGCUGGAGCCCGCGGCCUCCGCUCCGGGCGACAUGACCUGCCUCACUUGCAACAAGUCCUUCAGCAACGAGGCCAUAUUCCGCAAGCACAGGAACCUGCACGACCCCAGGUGCUGGGACCAGUUCCGCUGCAAGGUGUGCCAGCGGCCGUGCCGAGACGCCGAGGCCCUGCGCAGCCACGCCGCGCUGCACACGGGCAACAAGCCCCACAUGUGCGACAUGUGCGGCCGCACCUACAACCGCUACGCCAACAUGCUGAAGCAUCGCAAGCAGCACAAGCCGAGCGCGCAGUGGAAGCACCGCUGCCAGCCGUGCGACAGCACGUUCGAGCACAUGCGCGACCUGUCCGCGCACAUGCAGUCCGUGCACGGCCUGAGCCAGACCGGCGCGGACGGGGUCAAGAAGAAGCCUGCCGUGAAGUGGGUGUGUCGCUUCUGCGGGAAGGUCAUCUCCACCAAGCUCAGUCUGCAGGACCACGAGCGCAUCCACACGGGGGCCAAGCCCUUCGUGUGCGAGUGGUGCGGGCGAGAGUUCCGGUCGCGCCCCAACCUGCUGCAGCACCACCUGACGCACACGGGCGACCGGCGCCACGCCUGCGGCAUCUGCGGCAAGCGCUUCUCGCGCAAGUCCUUCAUCACGCAGCACAUGCGCGUGCACACGGGCGAGAAGCCCUUCGUGUGCGACAUCUGCGGGCACCGCUUCACGCAGGCUGGCGACAUGCGGCGCCACCGCAAGCGCCACGCUGAGGCGCGCGAGGAGGUGGCCCUGGUGCUGCAGUUGGACCCCCUGCAGUAGCCCCCCUGUACCUUCCUGUCCGUUACUCUUGUACCUCCCAGUAUUUAUUCCAUAUUAAACAAUUUUUAAUGCA
This is a messenger RNA of Bacillus rossius redtenbacheri, 2188 nucleotides long. Its product is annotated as zinc finger protein 16-like. Gene Ontology annotation, molecular function: zinc ion binding; chromatin insulator sequence binding. The record is from RefSeq and is a predicted model, not a curated record. Gene Ontology annotation, biological process: regulation of transcription by RNA polymerase II. NCBI's taxonomy places the organism in Eukaryota, Metazoa, Arthropoda, Insecta, Phasmatodea, Bacillidae. The transcript is spliced from 11 exons. Gene Ontology annotation, cellular component: nucleus; chromosome. Bases 256 to 2115 code for a protein of 619 amino acids.